Molecule: messenger RNA, 171 nt
Organism: Nezara viridula (southern green stink bug)
Lineage: Eukaryota; Metazoa; Arthropoda; Insecta; Hemiptera; Pentatomidae
Source: the annotation of a GenBank genome assembly
UUAUAUUAAAUAGAAGUUGCAGAUGAGGAACAUUUUUAAACAAUGGGGAGCUUCGAUGAUGGAGUUUUUACUAUCAUAAGAGAAAAGUUGGUAGUACUGACCUUGGCCGUAAGAAGCUGCUGCUGGCAGUAGUAGCGGAACGACGAAGGACAGGAGAAGGCAUGAGGACAU